AUGUGUACCAUGGAGCCAAUGAUCCCCUUGAAGAGAAAAGACGGCGUCGGCACCGGAAACCGCUCGAUCGUCCACAGAGUGACCCCGACCAUCGUCGUCAAGCGGGUUUGCGACAAGGGCUUCUGGGAGGGCAUCCCCGAAGAAAGCUACGACAACGGCGAACACCCAUUCGCGCGCGAGCUCGCGUUCUACAAGGCCCUAAACAGCAGACAGGAUCGCUGCCCCGAGAUAGUCGCCUGUUUCCUAGCCCUACCAGACUACUUCUUCCUCUCAUACUGCGAGCUGAACCGGCUGGAUCUCCGCUACUUUGAGCGACAAGAGCGCGAAGUACGGCCCAGCGGCCUCCAUGGCCGUCUUAUCCGCGUGACGGGCUAUGAAGACAUCGGUCUCGUCGCUCGCUGGGUGAUCCAGGUAACCUCGGCGCUAGCAUACGUCGAAAAAAUGGGCUUCUGCCACAACGACAUUGCCCCGCGGAACUGCCUGCUGGAUCGGCACUUGAACCUUCGGCUUUGUGACUUCGAUCGCGCGACCACGUUCGGCCAGCCUGUGGAGGGUGUUGUAGGGCCGUGGGCUCGAAAGCUUAUCGCCGGACCGCUGAAGGGUUCGUAUGGGCUGUGCAGCGCGCGCACGGAGCAGUUUGCGACGGGGACGCUGGUCUACUACAUGGUGUAUGGAUGCGAGCCGUACGAAGACGAACUGGGACCGACUGAAUACGACAGUCUCCGCGAGGUGGGGCGGCGGUUUUCAAGGCUCGAGUUCCCGGAUCUGAACCGGAACGCUGUCCUGGACAAGUUCAUUUCUUCGUGCUGGCAUGAGGUCUUUCCGAAUAUGGCGCUCACGGCGUAUUACAUUAAACGUGCGGCGAAGGAUAUUGCGUUGGAGCCGCAUGUCGAGGAAGUCGAUUGCGGCAAAGGGAGGAGGGAUUGCGAGAGGCUGAUACGGGAUGGCUUGCUUGGGUCUGAGUUGGCGUUGAGCUUUCAGCCGGCGUGGAGAAGAUAUUUGCAUUUCUUUGUCGCGGGGGCGAGGGCUGUUUGGGAGAGACUGGUCUGCUUGUUGGGGCGAUCUUGCAGGAUGGCAGUGGCUGAUCACCCCCCUUCUUCUCCUCCUUCUCAGCCAUCGCAGCAGAGCGACGAUACCCCGCCCAGCUAG
This is a messenger RNA of Aspergillus mulundensis, 1149 nucleotides long. RefSeq lists its product as uncharacterized. The transcript has a single exon. The coding region runs from base 1 to 1149 and encodes 382 amino acids. The record is from RefSeq and is a predicted model, not a curated record. Gene Ontology annotation, molecular function: ATP binding; protein serine/threonine kinase activity. Gene Ontology annotation, biological process: intracellular signal transduction; protein phosphorylation. NCBI's taxonomy places the organism in Eukaryota, Fungi, Ascomycota, Eurotiomycetes, Eurotiales, Aspergillaceae.